Messenger RNA from Punctularia strigosozonata HHB-11173 SS5, 1929 nucleotides. Its product is annotated as MFS general substrate transporter. NCBI's taxonomy places the organism in Eukaryota, Fungi, Basidiomycota, Agaricomycetes, Corticiales, Punctulariaceae. Gene Ontology annotation, biological process: amino acid transmembrane export from vacuole. The coding region runs from base 209 to 1852 and encodes 547 amino acids. The transcript is spliced from 9 exons. The record is from RefSeq and is a predicted model, not a curated record.
CGUGACGAUCGACUUGGCCGCUUGGCCACCUCCCUCUUGUUUCGGGUUUGCUAAUAUCGAGAACGUCGUGCUGCAAACUGAGAGAGACACUGGCUCAUUCGGACGCGCUAUUGCCGACUUCGCCGGCUGCUGACUCGCUAAGCGGAGAGGGGAGCCUGCUCAACUCGUACGAUUCGGGUGACGGAACGCGCAAUCAAGUCAACGUAGUAUGGGAGAGGAUCCUACAAGGACGCAUGACAAGCAGUUACGGGGGUGGUUGAGCUAUGCGUUCGCGAGCGAAGUGUUUGUCAUAGUGUCAUUGACACUUUUUCUCCCAAUAUGCCUCGAACAAUUUGCCAGAGACAACGGGUACCUGGACCGUGAGGACCGAAAGGAACCUUGCAAUUCCGUCGCAGCCUCCCCCGGUGGAAGAGCUGAGGCGCGCUGCGUGGUCAAACUAGUUGGCCUCUGGAUUGACAGUGCUAGCUUCAGCCUCUACGUCAAUUCCAUCUCCGUGGCCUUGCAGGCACUAACGGUCAUCUCCAUGGGCGGGAUAGCUGACCAUCCCCCGCAUCGGAAACGUCUUCUCCUUAUGUUUGCUGCGUUGGGCGCCUUGUCGGCAACAUUAUUCCUCUUGCUUCCCUCUUCAUCUCCCAUAUGGCCAUGCUCUGCCCUCCUUGGAAUCUGCGCGAACGUCGGAUUUGGCGCCUCUGUGGUCGCUAUGAACGCAUACAUACCAAUUCUCGCGCGAACAUCUCCGGAGGUGGUGGAACUUCGCGAGCAGGCGCUUGAACCAUCGAAUUCACCGGCCCCGGCGCGAGCAGCAAACGACCUGGACGCCGACUCAAACGCUCCGCUCUUGGAGUCUGCGGACCAUUCCACCGAGCCUGAUGACACGUCGCAAGAUUACUCUCGCGCCCUGUCAGCUGCAACCUCCCGCAUAUCCUCCCUCGGUAUUGCGCUCGGCUACGCUGCUGGUAUACUGCUCCUCAUACUCACGCUAAUACCUGUAACGCUUCUAAAGGGGUCGACGUUCUCGCUUCGGUUAGCCAUAAGCGCCAGCGGGCUGUGGUGGGCUGUGUUCUCCCUACCGGCGGCCGCAUGGCUUCCAGGUUCAGACACGACUGCUGAAGCCGAGUUGGAUCACGAUCGCGAAUGGAGCGUGACAAAAGAGAUAGCAAAGGCCUGGAAGCGUCUUUUCGGCAUGCUGCGAUGGCGGGAGAUCAGGCGGCUGCGGAACACGUUUCAAUAUCUCGCAGCCUGGUUUCUGCUUUCGGAUGGUUUCACCACCAUCACCUCCACGGCCGUGCUGUUCGGCAAGACGAGCCUGAAUAUGCCACCGUCGUCCCUCGUAGUUGUCGGUAUUAUAACGCCGUUGGCGGGGAUAAUCGGAUCGCUGGCCUGGCCACGGCUUCAACGCCGCCUGGGAUGCACGAACCUCAAGGUCCUAACCACAUUGGUGAUUAUGGCUAGCUUCGUUCCCGCCUAUGGCUGCCUAGGCUUCAUUCCGCUGUUCAGUCAAGGCCGAGUGAAGUUCGGUGGCCUGACGACACCUGGCGAAUUGUAUGCGCUUGCUAUGUAUUUCGGUUCUGUCUACGGCGCUUUCCAGGGGUACGCGAGGGCAUUUUACGCCGAGCUGAUUCCCCCUGGGGAAGAAGCCCGAUGGUACGGAUUAUUUUCAAUCACGGACAAGUCGAGUUCCUUCGUCGGCCCGCUGGUGGUCGGCCUGAUCGCAGACACGACAGGGAACAUCCGCUAUGCCUUCUUUUUCCUGGUGGGUAUGAUAUGGCUCGCCGUACCAGUGCUCAGGAGCGUGAAUGUGGAACGCGGACGGAAAGAUGCAGCAAGCUACGUCUAUACUUCUGGUCGAUGAUAGGUUGCGCCCCUGUAAUUCACAUCGGAGCGGGCAUCUCGUAGACUGUACGUAGUUGUUAACGAAUAAUACAUGCU